Molecule: messenger RNA, 2089 nt
Organism: Cryptomeria japonica (Japanese cedar)
Lineage: Eukaryota; Viridiplantae; Streptophyta; Pinopsida; Cupressales; Cupressaceae
Product: coniferin beta-glucosidase
Exons: 11
Coding region: 144-1664 (506 amino acids)
Biological process (GO): carbohydrate metabolic process
Molecular function (GO): beta-glucosidase activity
Source: RefSeq, a predicted model, not a curated record
GUCUCAAUCGCCACCAACUACUGAAUGAUGCACUCAGCCUUGCUUCGCAACUUAUAGUUUUAUAAUACAAUUUCUCUCUGCUGUAUAUAUCUCAGCAAGAACACAUCUGUUCUGGUACCAAGAAAUCUAUUUGGGGUGGAAACAUGAAAAUGAUUCAAAUUUUGUUUCUCUGCUUGUUAUUUAGCAUUGUCUCCACGAGUUUUGGGCUCGACAGGACCGACUUUCCUCCGAAUUUCAUGUUUGGAACUGCUUCCUCUGCCUAUCAGUAUGAAGGUGCUUGGAGAGAAGGAGGUAAAGGUCUCAGCAAUUGGGAUGCCUUCACACAUUUACCAGGAAGUAUAGAAGAUGGAAGCAAUGGAGACGUAGCGGAUGAUCAAUAUCACAAAUAUCUGGAAGAUAUUGAACUCAUGGCAUCACUUGGGCUAGACGUAUAUAGAUUCUCCAUAUCCUGGUCCCGAAUCCUCCCAGACGGUAAAGGUAAAAUCAACAAGGCUGGCAUUGAGUAUUACAAUAAUUUUAUCAAUGCUCUUCUUCGAAAUGGUAUCCAAGCUUUCGUUACAUUAUUCCACUUCGACCUUCCAAAAGCACUUCAAGACUCCUACGGCGGGUGGCUCAGUCCACAGAUAAUAAUGGACUUCGAAGCCUACGCAGAUAUUUGUUUCAGAGCCUUUGGUGACCGGGUUAAGUACUGGGCUACAAUAAACGAGCCAAAUAUGUUUGUUCCAUUGGGUUACACCGUUGGAGUAUAUCCUCCCGCAAGGUGUUCUGCACCUUUGGGAAAGUGUGCUUCUGGGAAUUCCAUGUCUGAGCCAUAUGUUGCUGCACACCAUGUUCUGCUCGCCCAUGCAGCUGCGGUGAACACAUAUCGGACAAAAUAUCAGAAAAUUCAAGGAGGAUCUAUUGGAUUGGUGAUGAGCGCAACAUGGUAUGAACCCUUGAAAGACACUCUUGAUGACAGAGCAGCUGUCGACAGAAUUCUAGCAUUCAAUAUCCGAUGGUUUCUGGAUCCAGUUGUUCUGGGGAAUUAUCCAAGUGAAAUGCGUGAACGAUUGGGAUCGCGCCUACCAACUUUUAAUACAGAAAUGUUAAAGAAGCUUGCAGGAUCAUUCGAUUUUAUCGGCAUAAACCAGUACACAACCUUGUAUGCAAGCAGUAGCCCUUCUCAUUCCCUCGAUUUCAGUACACUUGCUUAUCCGGACUCCAUGGCUUACUUGACCGGUGAAAGACAAGGAAUUCCCAUUGGAGAACCAACAGGAAUGGUCGGUUUAUAUGUUGUGCCUCGGGGAAUUCAGAAGAUGGUGGAAUAUAUAACACAAAUCUACAACAAGCCUCCUAUUAUCAUCACUGAAAAUGGCUAUGCAGAAUCAAAGGAUUCUUCAGCGACAUUACAAGAAGCUUUGGAAGACGUGACGAGAAUAAAUUUUCACAUUGAUUACUUGACUUACUUGGGAAAAGCAAUCAGGAAUGGAUCGGAUGUGCGUGGAUACUUCAUUUGGUCUCUUCUAGACAAUUUCGAGUGGACAUUCGGAUACACAUUGAGAUUUGGGUUAUAUUACGUGGAUAAUCAUUCUCAGAACAGAUACCCGAAGCUAUCAGGUCAGUGGGUAAAGCAAUUUCUUACCACAGUUCAACCACAACUAUAUUCUCCAGCCGUAAAUUCCUGAGGAAGAAAGAAGAAAAAUAGGAGCCGUGUAUAUAAAAAUAUUUGAUGAAAUGUAAUGUACUACCUAUAACUCACCUAAUCUGAAAGCUUCGUCUAGAUUAUCCAAAAACCAAAAAGACGAUAGGUAGGUAUACCUGUAAACUUCGUCAGAGAAUGUAGUAACUAAACAAUGCAGGUAGGUCAGAAAGCGGCGAAUUCCCAACAAAGUAUUGGGAAUUGCAUGGUAGUUUAGCUCUGUAUAAAAGAUUGUACAUGAAAAAACAACAAUGUCAUUUCGAUUCGGCAACUACAGUGACAUGUUGAGUUAUUGUCACGAAAUAAAUCGUACGUUGUGAAAUAUAUUUUAUAUUGUAGUUUACAUUAAAUCAAAUGUUAUAAAUUAUAGAUGAUAAAUGGAAGAGAGAUAAGAAGUGCUUAGUUAUUUUA